AUGCCAAAAUACAAAAUGUUGUUGUGCGGAAUAUUGAAAAUGACCAAAUAACGCGUAGAAUGUAAACAACUUUUCUAACUUAAAAGUUUAUUUAAAAUGUCCAGCUUGUACUUCGAUAUAAAUGAAAAUCAGUGGCCACUCAUUUAUGACGAGAAGUACAAUGUGUCUGUGUGCGGUCUAGAGAAAUUUCACGUGUUUGACGCCAAGAAAUGGCGUAAUAUUAUUCAAUAUCUAAAAGAUGCAGAAUUCAUUACUGAGGAGUGCUUGGUGAAACCUAACGAAGCUCAAAAAAGAGAUUUGAGACGAGUUCAUACAAAACGAUACCUAAAUUCAUUAAAAUGGAGCAUGAGGGUGGCCAUCAUAGCAGAGGUGCCCAUGGUUGCGUUGCUCCCGAACAUAUGUGUCCAGUAUGCGUAUUUGAGGCCUAUGAGACUUCAGACCGGCGGCUCAGUAUUGGCUGGGAAGCUGGCGCUCGAGCGUGGCUGGGCGGUGAACGUUGGCGGGGGCUUCCACCACUGCAGCGGCGACCGCGGCGGCGGCUUCUGUCCCUACGCGGACAUCACGCUGCUCAUCCGGUUCCUGCUGGACAGCGAGCUGAUACAGAACGCCAUGAUCGUCGACCUGGACGCUCAUCAGGGUAACGGAUACCAGCACGACUUCCUAGGCGUGCCCGAGGUGUACAUAAUGGACAUGUACAACAAGCACAUUUACCCCAAGGACCGAGAGGCUAAGCAGGCGAUUCGCCGCAAGAUCGAGCUCGGACAUCGUGUCGAAGAUCUGGAGUAUAUGCUGAAACUGAGGCAGAAUCUAAAAGCGGCGUUAAAGGAGUUCACACCCGACAUUCUGGUGUACAACGCCGGCACAGACAUACUCGACUCGGACCCUCUCGGCAACUUGAGGAUUAGCAGUGUGGGAAUAAUAAAACGCGACGAGUUCGUGUUCGAAAUGUGCCGAUCCCACAAGAUCCCGAUAGUGAUGCUCACGAGCGGCGGGUACCUCCGGAAAACCGCCAGGAUCAUCGCCGACUCCAUCAUGAACUUGCACAGGAAAGGACUGAUCACUGGGAACUGUCCAGUGGCUGAUGAAGAUUAA
Molecule: messenger RNA, 1092 nt
Organism: Cydia amplana
Lineage: Eukaryota; Metazoa; Arthropoda; Insecta; Lepidoptera; Tortricidae
Gene: HDAC11
Product: histone deacetylase 11
Exons: 8
Coding region: 97-1092 (331 amino acids)
Cellular component (GO): histone deacetylase complex
Molecular function (GO): histone deacetylase activity
Source: RefSeq, a predicted model, not a curated record